Cordyceps fumosorosea ARSEF 2679 is the source of this 2364-nucleotide messenger RNA. RefSeq names its product Tetratricopeptide-like helical. Gene Ontology annotation, molecular function: protein binding. Bases 1 to 2364 code for a protein of 787 amino acids. Gene Ontology annotation, biological process: protein K11-linked ubiquitination; anaphase-promoting complex-dependent catabolic process; positive regulation of mitotic metaphase/anaphase transition. Gene Ontology annotation, cellular component: anaphase-promoting complex. The transcript has 3 exons. NCBI's taxonomy places the organism in Eukaryota, Fungi, Ascomycota, Sordariomycetes, Hypocreales, Cordycipitaceae. The record is from RefSeq and is a predicted model, not a curated record.
AUGGCUCGGUACCUCAACCCGGCCAAGAUUGGCCUGCUUGUUCUAGUACAGCUUUAUGUCGAAGAAGCCGUCCCUGGCGAUGCCAUUGUCCCGGUUUUGUCAUUCAUCACCUCGCACAUAAUGGGCCACGAAGCUGGCAAUCUGCCCACCUCCCAGGCAGGCCGAUGGGCCAAGGCCGAACGCACCGUCAGCCUUGUCAUUGCUAUUAAAGAUUUUGAGAAGCUUUUGGGAAGCUUUCCGUUUGUCAUGGGCAUGCCAGGGCGGAAGCUGUGGGAUCAGUUUCUCACGAGGCUGUGGGACAUAAACUCUCUGGAUGCACUGUACGAGUUCUUCGAGAACCUCGAGCUACUGUUGGCCAAGACAAAGGAGGAACUGCGUCGACUCAGCGAGGCGGGUCUACCCGACAUGGAAGAGGGGAUUCAAAUCGCUCGCAACUCACCGCUCGGCGCCUUCAUUCGCCGCGCCAUGGUUGAGUACCGCCGGUUGCGGUUCCAUGACUGCGCAGAACUGUGGAAGGAUUUUGUGCGCUAUAGGCAGCCCACGGCACACCAUCAAAAGAGAAAGAAUCCAAAAUUCGGGAAACUCAGUUUUGACAACGUUCUGUUGGCUGGUGCAGCCGAAGAAGGCUGGACGCCUGACAGUGUUUAUGCCCUUUCAUCUAUUACAUAUGACGACAUGCUUACAGGUGAUCGUCUCGGGAAAGUGGCAGUUAGCACCGAUGACAUUGAACUACUUCUCGACUUUCAAAUUGAGCAAAUGCAGAAGUAUGGUAACAGAGUACCGUUGGAGACAAUCACUCAGUUUCAGGACCUCCUUCAAGCCAGCAUCCUCGUUCCUAGCCUGACACAUUAUCUCGGCUUUCUGAACGCAUGGAGAGCAGGGGAUUAUCCUUCUGCAUUUGACCUACUGCAUCGCUAUUUCGACUACACCAUGCAAUAUCGUGACCGGUUGUUUUAUCAAUAUGCGCUGAUGAACUUGGCGGUUUUACAGGCAGACUUCGGCUGCCACCGCGACGCCGUCACCACCAUGCUCGAAACGGUCACAACGGCGCGGGAAAACAGAGACAUGACGUGCCUCAACUUUGCAUUAAACUGGCUCUUUCAUUUUGGCCGAGCGCAUCCAAGGCUAGUCCGCGAGCUGGAGUCUAAUAGCCUUCUCGGGACUGGCAAGGAAAGCUUGGCGUAUCUACGUGUCAAGGCCAAGGAAUCGGGCAUGAGUGCAUUGUGGAGUUCCGUCCUGCUGAGUGAAGCAAAGCUGGGCUUGAUCAACGGGGAGAGUGUUGCGACUGCUGUCGAGUAUAUCGUGCGCAGCUCGCAUCUUAUUGUGACGCGAAACAUGAAGAAUAUGUUUGGUGCCCAGCUAUCGCUGUACGCUGCUCUUUGGAGUCGAUUAGGACUCACACAUCUCUCAACAGCUACUUGCGAAAUGUUUCUCCGUUGCCAUAAUCAGCACUCUGUAUUCGAAGACGAACUCAAGAUGAUUUGUCGCCUUGCGUUGAUACAGGCUGAGCGCGGUAAAUACGACAAUGGUCUCAAGCAACUAGAGGGCCUGGACAGCAAUUCUCUUCGCUCGUGGAAGCCAAGCCAAUACUGGCACAAGUAUAGAGGGAUCAUCAAGCUGAUCAAAGAUUUGCACCACAACAACCUAGUUGGCGCUCAGGAGCUGCUGGAUCAGCUCGUGCAGUCGAAGGCAGACGACCUGGAACCAGACAUGACGUUCAUGAUUGAGUCACUGCAUAUUGACUAUCUAACAAGGCGAGGAGAUUUACAAGGGGCCUUUGAAAAAGUCAACAACAUGAUUUCCAUGAUUAAAGAUGAGAGCAAGGACAUUGCAAUUCUUGUCAAGCUGCUACUCCUCAAGGUUGCGCUUCUCGACAGAAGUAAUCGGACACAACGGGGCUUCUCAACGGCUAUUCGUGCGGCCAACCUCGCCUGGCGGGCGCGGCUGAUACCACAGCUUUGGGAGGCUACAGGGGCGCUCGCCAACAUUCUGGUUUCGCUGGGGGAGUUUGAAGGCGCAAUCGAUAUACUCAACGCUGCACUCCCACGAUCUCUCGAAUGCGAGGCGCCAGCGCUCACAGCGCGGCUGUACUCGUACUUGGCGGACGCCAACAUGGGAAUGGCUGGGCGGAUGGAGGCCAAGUCGAGUAAACGCAGCGAAUACAUGACGCGAGCACUGGCAGCGGUGCAACGUUCGUUUGACCAUUGGUCGAGCGUUGAGGACAUCAAUCAGCAAUGCGAGAGCAUGGCGAAGCGGGCAAUGAUUAUGAAGCUCACAGGAGAAUUGACCCUUGCAGCCGACUAUGCAGCCGCGUAUGUAGCGCUUCGCAAGAAUGCAGAGACGCUGAGUCUAGGCGGGGCGUAA